Molecule: messenger RNA, 2100 nt
Organism: Arabidopsis lyrata subsp. lyrata
Lineage: Eukaryota; Viridiplantae; Streptophyta; Magnoliopsida; Brassicales; Brassicaceae
Product: glutamate--glyoxylate aminotransferase 2
Exons: 13
Coding region: 448-1896 (482 amino acids)
Biological process (GO): photorespiration; biosynthetic process
Molecular function (GO): glycine:2-oxoglutarate transaminase activity; pyridoxal phosphate binding; L-alanine:2-oxoglutarate transaminase activity
Source: RefSeq, a predicted model, not a curated record
GACAAUGGGAAAGAAACAAACGCCUGGAGAAUGACAUUCAAGCCAAAGGCAAGGGACGUGGGACGAUUUUUAUAGGUUGUGUUGCAGAAAAUCAGAAAAAGAAAAAACAGUCCAUUCAAAUUCUUUCACUCAUUUUUAAUCCGGUUGGUAGCAAAAAGCUAUAAAUGACUUUUUGUUAUUGAUAAAAUCUCUUUUUGCCGAUUCAAGUGGCUCUGCUGCUUCGUCUUUUUGCGAUCUCCUUAUGCCACAUGAUCUUCUGAUCAGACGAGUGUCCAAACUCACGUCAGACACACAAUUGUAAUCUGCCAAAGAUUUAUUUUAUAUCAUAUAAAACACUAAUGCAAUAAUCGCCCACAAGUCUUUCUUUCUUGCCGUGCUCUGGAAUGUGACUUUGGAGAGAGGAAGUGAGGAAUUAUUUUGCUUUGGCUUGAAAAGUAAAUCCUGGAAAUGUCUCUCAAGGCAUUAGACUACGAGUCCCUGAAUGAAAACGUCAAGAAUUGUCAGUAUGCAGUCAGAGGUGAACUCUAUCUCCGUGCUUCUGAGCUUCAGAAAGAAGGCAAAAAGAUUAUUUUCACAAAUGUUGGAAACCCUCAUGCUUUAGGACAGAAGCCUCUGACUUUUCCUCGUCAGGUGGUUGCUUUAUGCCAAGCACCAUUUCUGCUAGAUGACCCAAAUAUUGGUAUGAUAUUCCCAGCAGAUGCUAUUGCAAGAGCUAAGCAUUAUCUAUCUUUGACUUCUGGUGGUCUUGGUGCUUACAGUGACUCAAGAGGCCUCCCGGGAGUUCGGAAAGAAGUCGCUGAGUUCAUUGAACGGCGUGAUGGAUAUCCAAGCGACCCAGAACUUAUAUUUCUAACUGAUGGAGCUAGCAAAGGUGUGAUGCAAAUCUUGAAUUGUGUCAUACGCAGUCAGAAAGACGGAAUUCUGGUUCCAGUACCGCAGUAUCCUCUCUACUCGGCUACUAUAUCUCUGUUAGGUGGUACUCUUGUUCCUUACUAUCUUGAAGAGUCUGAAAACUGGGGACUUGAUGUUAACAACCUUCGCCAAUCUGUUGCUCAGGCUCGCUCUCAAGGAAUAACAGUAAGGGCAAUGGUGAUCAUUAACCCUGGGAACCCAACUGGCCAGUGUCUUAGCGAAGCUAACUUAAAAGAGAUAUUACGGUUCUGUUGUGAUGAGAGAUUGGUUCUUCUUGGAGAUGAAGUGUAUCAGCAAAACAUAUACCAAGAUGAGCGUCCCUUUAUCAGUUCCAAAAAGGUUUUGAUGGAUAUGGGAGCACCGAUCAGCAAGGAAGUUCAGCUUAUAUCUUUCCACACCGUUUCCAAAGGAUACUGGGGCGAGUGUGGGCAACGAGGCGGUUACUUUGAGAUGACAAAUAUCCCUCCCAGGACUGUUGAGGAGAUAUACAAGGUUGCCUCUAUAGCUCUCAGUCCCAACGUCUCUGCACAGAUAUUUAUGGGUUUAAUGGUUAGCCCACCAAAGCCUGGAGACAUAUCUCAUGACCAAUUCGUUUGUGAAAGCAAGCGAAUACUAGAAUCACUGAGAAGAAGAGCAAGGAUGAUGACUGAUGGAUUCAACAGCUGCAAAAACGUCGUCUGUAAUUUCACAGAAGGGGCUAUGUAUUCAUUCCCUCAAAUAAAGUUACCGUCGAAAGCAAUCGAAGCAGCAAAACAAGCCGGAAAAGUCCCUGACGUUUUCUACUGCCUUAAGCUCUUAGAAGCCACAGGAAUCUCCACAGUUCCAGGCUCUGGAUUUGGACAAAAAGAAGGGGUGUUUCAUUUAAGGACAACAAUUCUGCCUGCAGAAGAAGAAAUGCCAGAGAUUAUGGACAGUUUCAAAAAGUUCAAUGAUGAGUUCAUGUCUCAGUACGGUGAUAAUAACUUUGGUUACUCCAGAAUGUGAAAAGAAAAGGACUCAAGAGUCAGAGAUCACUUCUUCUUCUUCUUUCACGACAUUAUUAUUGUCUAUUCACACUCUUUAAAAGCUAUAAGUACUGGUCCUACUGUGUAAAACUCUUCUUAUGCUCUUAAAAAACCUUUGUAUCUAUUGCUACAAAGCCACACACAAACUCUAAUGUUCAAUUAUACAGUAAAUGAUUUAUUUAAU